AGAUGCGUUGACUGUGCAUGUUGACAUGACCACACCAUAACAAGCCACAACAAUGUGGGCUCCAAAUAGAGCCCAACAAGGAGAUUGUCAGAUAGUUGUAUUUGUCGGCAUACAGAGAUUAAGAUAUGAGGAUGGCGCCCGAGUGGGCUAUUAUUCCAGCCGAAAGAGCUAGCCAGAUCGUACAGAGGAGCCGAUAUUUUAUAGCACGGGCUUGAAAAUGAAAUUGAAUGCCCGAAGAUUGGAUUGAACACCAGCCUAUCUUUUAUCGUGCAGUGGAUGAAACUCAGCAUGUAGAAACAACUGUCUUCGGCUCUCUCACACUGUAAACAUAAAAUGUCAAAUUUGUACUUGAGAUGCUUGGUGCUGCCUGAUGGUACGACUUGAGACAUCGCACAGCCCUCCAUGAGGAUAGUCACAGACAGAGCCCUAUUAUAAUUUUCUCAUAUCUGCAGCGAUGAUUUGAACGAUACCUUGAAAUUAGUUUCGAAAACCCUGUGGACAGCCAAAAAAGAAUUGACGCAUGUGCCAGUUGUUCUAAGUUGUGAGUUGCUUUAAGCAUUUCUCCUUUGAAAUUGGAACCUGACGAAAAGUUUUCAAGAUGUCUGACUCGGAAGGCGAGGGACCUCAGCGCGAGCAGCAGCUGAAGAUUGUCAUACUGGGAGAUGGUGCUUCGGGAAAGACAUCUCUGGCCACCAGAUACUCCCAGGACCAGUUUGGCAAGCAGUAUCAACAGACUGUCGGUCUGGACUUCUUUCUCAAGAGGAUAAUUAUAGGAGAUGACACUCAUGUCACACUACAGGUGUGGGACAUUGGGGGACAGACUCUCGGCGGUAAAAUGCUGGACAACUAUGUCUAUGGAGCUAAGGGUGUGCUCCUGGUCUACGACAUCACAAGCUACAACAGUUUUGAGAAUGUUGAGGACUGGUAUUCGAAAAUCAAGGAAGUAUUCAAAGACCAAGAGCAUUACCCUCAUAUAGCGCUGGUCGCCAACAAGAUGGACCUAGAACACAUGCGGGCAGUGAAGGCCGAUAAACACCAGCGGAUGGUACAGGAACAUAGCUUCUCCAGCCAUUUUGUGUCUGCAAAGACUGGGGACACGGUUGACCUGUGUUUCCAGAAGAUAGCAGCAGAAAUCCUUGGUGUCAAAUUAUCGAGGUCUGAAAUGGAACAAGCAAACAGGGUCGUCAAAGCUGAGGUCGUUAACUACAACGAUCCGUCACCGAGACCCCCAACCAAUCAGACCAGGAGCUCCAUGUGCUCUGUCAUGUGAUGCUUGUUAAAGCGCACUGCCAAGAACGAUAGACUUGUGCUUUGCCCACGUACAUGUACACAACAGACUUUCGACAUCAGUUGGUCGUGGUAGCCUGUCACCUGUAGAUGUGGAAAUUUACUAUCGGUGUCAGCGGUGGGAUUACAUGUGUCUGCAGAUAAGAGGAAGCCUACUGACUUUGGUGCUGCUCUAAGCAACUGGACUUCAAAAAGUGCUGUUAUCUCAAAGAGAAUCCAUCCACUUGGAAUGGGGUUUGAAACACCGGUCUGCAGAACACUGUCUUUGAGUUUUUGUUAAUUUUUGACUGCUUGUGAAAGUGUUUUUCAUCAAACAGGCACAUUGUGUUCCCUCUACCAUAGGGAAAUCUUGCACAAAUUUUUCUCGGAGUUCAUGGUAAGAUGAAGGUCACAGGGCGUAGUGCAAAACCAGGGCAAUACGCGAAGUCCAUCACAAAUCAAUCGCGAGUCAGCAGUGUUGUGGUCCAGUCCAUCACAAGUCUGUCCCAAGUCUGGUCAAAAGAAAAACACAAGUCCUUUCACAAGUCCGGUCACAGGUAACAGGGAAUGAACAACUGUGCAAUGAUUUUGUCGAGAGUUCAUUUGUAUAGUUUGUGACUAGACUCUAGACUGAAGGACUUGUGAUGGACUUGCGAUGGACACGACUCUGUGCAAGUCGGGUCACAAGUACACGUAACAGUGGGGGAUAGUUUGUCUAUGUCUAGCCCAGGUUGGACUCUGUUGUGUACACGCAACAGAGUCCAGGGUAUGAAUCUCUCCUGCCAUAACG
This is a messenger RNA of Patiria miniata (bat star), 2056 nucleotides long. RefSeq names its product ras-related protein Rab-28-like. Gene Ontology annotation, molecular function: GTPase activity; GTP binding. Lineage: Eukaryota; Metazoa; Echinodermata; Asteroidea; Valvatida; Asterinidae. The transcript has 8 exons. The record is from RefSeq and is a predicted model, not a curated record. Gene Ontology annotation, cellular component: endosome; Golgi apparatus. Bases 599 to 1270 code for a protein of 223 amino acids.